Molecule: messenger RNA, 924 nt
Organism: Seriola dumerili (greater amberjack)
Lineage: Eukaryota; Metazoa; Chordata; Actinopteri; Carangiformes; Carangidae
Product: olfactory receptor 4Q2-like
Exons: 1
Coding region: 1-924 (307 amino acids)
Biological process (GO): G protein-coupled receptor signaling pathway
Cellular component (GO): membrane
Molecular function (GO): olfactory receptor activity; G protein-coupled receptor activity
Source: RefSeq, a predicted model, not a curated record
AUGAUGGAUAAUGUUUCAGUAAUUACAAUGUUUACUCUGUCAGGGUUAAAUGGCACAGCAAACUACAGAGUCACUGUCUUUGCUCUCACUUUAUUGUGUUACUUUGUGAUUUGGCUGGUAAAUCUGACCAUUAUUGUGACAAUCAUUGUGGAUAAAAGCCUUCAUGAACCCAUGUACAUCUUCCUCUGUAAUCUGUGCAUCAGUGGACUGUAUGGGACAGCAGGUUUUUAUCCCAAAUUCCUCAAUGAUCUUUUGUCUCCCACUCAUGUCAUCUCUUAUACUGGAUGUCUUCUGCAGGGUUUUGUGUUGCACUCUGCAGUUUGUGCUGAUUUCUCUAUUCUAGUAGUAAUGGCCUAUGACAGAUAUGUGGCUAUUUGUCAACCUCUGGUAUACCACUCUGUGAUGACUACACCAAGAGUUUGUGUAUUUGUGUUUUUUACUUGGCUUGUUCCAUUUUAUCUGUUGUUCAUGAGCACAAUAACAACAUCAAAUUCAAGGUUAUGUGGCUCACACAUACCGAAGAUCUACUGUGUUAAUUGGUUAAUUUCUAAUCUUGCAUGCUCUGCCUCUCUUGCAAAAAUUAUCAUUCCAGCUUUUAAUUAUACUUUUUAUUUUGGCCAUUUUAUGAUUGUUGUUUGGUCUUAUAUAUACCUGAUCAAAAAAUGUCUGAGAUCCAAAGAGAAUAGGAGUAAAUUUAUGCAGACAUGUGUACCACAUUUAGUCUCUUUAAUAGUAGUCAUUGUAUGUUUGCUUUUUGAUUUGUUGUACAUGAGAUUUGGCUCAAAACAGUUAUCACAAAGUGUCCAGAAUUUUAUGGCGAUAGUAUUUCUCUUAAUUCCUCCAAUCCUCAAUCCCCUCAUGUAUGGGUUCAAAUUGACACGAAUAAGAAACAGAAUUCUAAAUUUUAUUUGUGGUAAAAGGUGA